AUGUAUCUUUCUGGCCCCACUUCUGAGUACAGGGGCCGGCCAAGGCUUCCGACCCGGCAGCAUCGGGGCUCCCAGCGGGGACUCUGCGUGCCACAGAAGCUGCCGAAUCAUGGUCUUCAUUUGUCAGCUAUAAAGCACACACCAGAGGGACCCAAUUCUCACGCACUCUUGCCUGUUGGUUCUUUCCCCUUCACACAACAUCCUGCCUGUAUAUCGCAAGUAUCUUUCCUCGCCAGUCAUCCGUCUGUAACGACAGACAACCCUCUUGUACAACGAAGUCCCGUUGGCAAGGCUAAGAGAGUGUAUCACGAACAGAGUUUUCCACUGGAGAAUCACUUGUUUGAAUACAAGGCUCCUCAACUCUCAGGAGGCAACGUGAGAGCCGCCCUGCAGAGCUGGAUGGCACAGCAUCCGUCAGCGCCGCGAAAAGACGUCCAAAAUUUUCCAGAGCUAAAUAGAGUCACGUUACAAAACGGGGCCACGACCCCCAAACAAGUCUCAGCAUGCAGACGAAGCCAUGCGGUUACUCAAUCGCGACCUCGGAAUUCAUUUCGUCCUCUGUCGACGCGACCUGCCGGCAACGACCCAUUCUACACGUACGGUCACAGGAACCCACCGCGACCCGGAGUGGCGCCGCUCAUACAAAAUGUGUACGGUGUUGAACAUCUGCAGGAAUUGAAUCGAAAAUAUCAAGCGCACCAAAGAAACCGAAGAGCAGAGGAGAAGCAACUACGUCGAGUCGAACUCACGAAAGCAGCGUUCGGACACUCGCUAGCACGCAACUGGCGCCAUCCGAAAGCUGACGGUGCCCCUUCCCCCGGUGACAACCAUUCCGUAUUUCUACACCACGUGGGAAAUCAAAACGUGAAUACACUUGCGGCUGCAUGCCAGUUCAAAAUCAAAAAAUUCGGCAAGACUCCACCUCGUACUACAACGCGAUGGAAACGGUGUCCGACUUCAGAAACAGAGCAGUUGGGUCGAGACCCUGCUUAA
Molecule: messenger RNA, 993 nt
Organism: Toxoplasma gondii ME49
Lineage: Eukaryota; Apicomplexa; Conoidasida; Eucoccidiorida; Sarcocystidae
Exons: 1
Coding region: 1-993 (330 amino acids)
Source: RefSeq, a predicted model, not a curated record